AUGCUCGACCCAAAUCUCACACCGGAGCUUAUGACUUGGGACACGGAGUCAGUGUCUGGGUCAUUGCUUGAUUAUAAUUCAAUGCUGCUCAGUUCCAUGCUCAAUGACACCGAGACCUCCCAGGAGAAGCCUGAUGCAUUCACGUCUACGGAAUCUGUGUCUGAUCUCAUGCCGCCAUACUUCUCUAGUUCCUCGUAUACCUCUACCCAAUCACCCUCAGACCUCGAACUUGAUCCGAUGUACCACCAGAUGUGGCUGGCUCCCCAGACCUCCCAGGCCUCCCAGACAUCUCAGACAUCUGAGAUGUACAGUAGACUCGGAUCCGUUCCAUCCAAAACCCCACAGAGGCAGAGUGGAUCUGCCUGGUCGUCUCUCAACCAGCAAUCAUCUCACUGGAACAGCUCGCAAAGGUCCCUCUCCCCAUUUUCCAUCGACCAACAAAUGAUUAACACAUCCAACUGCAACCUGACUUCAGCGAAUCUGCUCCAAAUCUAUCACGACGUGCUAGAGCACAACUUAUCAUGCUGGUUAAGCGAGAUUACUUGUCCCUACCAACCGGGAUCACGAAAUACCACUCGGCCUGUACCCGAAUGGGACUCCCCACGGUCUAAUAUGAUAUACCAGCGCACGAUCAGGCUCGAUCGUGUCGCACAGUCUUCCAAGCUCUUACAGCUAACACGUGCCGAGGACCAGGCUGCAUCCAGGGCUCUGCACCUUGUAAUGAUGGCGUUUGCUACGCAGUGGGCACAGGGCAGUCGUCGGCACAGUGAGAAAUAUUCGACCAGGCCCUUCGAUGAUGGCGAGGACGAAAUUGACAGAGGCAUCGCCGAUGAGUUCGACCGCAUUCUCCAGCACCACUUGUGGGACCAGGCACACCGCGCACUCCAACAAGUCUCCGAUGUGGAGUCAUAUAGAGUAGCCUGUGCCGAGUUGAUCUUUGGCUUGAUACAACGGCCAUGGAAUCUCAGAAAUCAGUCUCCUAGAGAAGGGAUGCAAGAGCAAGGCCACAAGUCUGCCACGGACUUGGUCCUAUCAAAGGUAAACGAUAUAAUAACCAAAGAAGGCCCACCGAUAUACAUGGAGAGGGCAACUCGAAAAAUGCACGCACUAAAAUAUCGCUGCGACGCGCGAAAAAAAGGCCUUGGCAUGCUGUGUGGUAGUCGCGAGAAUGACGAUCACAGCAUUGAGGCCAUGAGUGCUGAAGAUCGAGGAACGAUUGGCCUGCUCUACUGGAUGGCUAUCAUGUGUGACACCCUCUCCUCGUCCAUGAAUGAGCGACCCGUUGUGGUAGUCGAUCAGGACUGCGAGCACGAAGGGCAAAAGGAUAUCCAGCAAGCCGGGAAUAUCGACAAAUCUUCAGGAAGAGCCAGAUGGAAUCUCGAUAUUUUCUUGCAAGGACACCUCAAAGAAACGCGCCAAACGCACUGGCCCUGCUCCUAUGAGGCUGCCGCUGAAGACAUCAUCAAGUCAGCGCCGGUCAAGGUUCUUCUCUUCCGCCACCUGUCCUACCUACAGAAUGCCCUUCGCAAGAGUGCCCCUGAAGACCAAAUCGAAGAUAUACUCCACAUGGCAAUGUUGCUAUAUGAAUACUGGAACAGAACUCACGGCGCCUUCUUCAUGGAACUAGUGCAAAACUACCGUGCCAUUCCGCAACGCAUACAGGGCUGGUUUCUCUGUAUCUCUGCGCACUGGCACCUUGCUGUCCUGAUGCUUGCAGAUCUGCUAGAAUUCAUUGACGAAAAUUCCCUGGGCAUGGAAGGGUCAACUCAUAUUCGUAUCACUAGUCAAGUGGCGAGGAAAAUGAGAAUGCACAGUGCGAGGGAGCUAUCGGAUCUCGCAAGAGUCGGUACUAUGCCUACCAUAAAUGGUCAUAACAUGGGUGUGCCGCAUAUGCCGGAGUUUCACCACGCUGUCAAUGAGGGCACGCUCUUGACUGAGCCAUGGACGAUGGUUUUAAUCAGGGCGUUUACCAAAGCUUGUAUGGUCUUUCUAGGUGAAGUAGAUGAGUCCGUUCAGUAUGCCGGGACUACACUCGGGCGCAAUAGCCAUGAUUUUGAGCGGAAUAUGGAGCAGGCUGAGGAUUGUAUGAAGGGGCUGUGGCUACUGGGUAAAAAGUCGGAUAUGGCGCGAGAGAUUGCUGGGACGCUUUCACUCGCGUUAGGAGAAUUGCGAAAGGGGUGUGUUGUAUAG
Molecule: messenger RNA, 2190 nt
Organism: Penicillium concentricum
Lineage: Eukaryota; Fungi; Ascomycota; Eurotiomycetes; Eurotiales; Aspergillaceae
Exons: 1
Coding region: 1-2190 (729 amino acids)
Source: RefSeq, a predicted model, not a curated record